AAACACAGUGUCCGUCGUUUCCCAGCGUUUCCAGUCGAUUGGAUAUAAGUUUGUGUCUUAUUUUCCAAACCUGGGUGUAUGCUGUGUUUUGGUCAGUCAUCCUUUUUCCGCUUUAACCACCCAGAGGAGGCCCUCAGGAUGAAGAGUUUGAUGCCAGGUGGAAGCCCUGGAUUUACCAGUACCUACAAAAACCAUUCAGAAACCCAUCGGCAGCUCAAUGGAAACCACCUUCCUUUGCAAGAGCGACCUCGUCCUGGACAAGGCACUCUUGUGCGCUCUAUUGACAAGGAUCUUCAUGACAUUAUGAAUUCUCUGACUAUGGAUGAAGGCCAGACUUACUCAUCUGAGCAAUGUAAAAAUGCCCGCCACCCCAUUCCAAAGUCUGCUCAACGUGAGCUCAUGCUCAACGGGAGCGGCCACAGUCUUGUCUCCCAUCCAGCCAGUCCUGGUACUUUGUCUGUAAGCUCCAGCUAUGAAAAUACCAGUCCUCCUUUCUCCCCCCUCUCCACCCCUUCUGUGGUUAGCAGUACAGGGUCUUCCACUAAUACCCGUUCUACCAGCUACACCCAUAUUGUCCAGGCCCCAGUGCCACAGCCACGCACUUUUGCAUCCAAAGGCAGCAGUUCCAAUGGAGGGCUAAAGGAUCAAGAAAGUUCCAGGCUUCAAAAAGCCUUAACUGAAACCCCCUCAAGUCCAGUGAUGAACCGCAGAGGUGAGAGUCCAUAUCUGGCCCAUGGUUCCUCUUCUGGGCCUGUCUCAUUUGCAUCUGGAGAUUUAGGCAGACAGGUCAAUGCUAGACUCAUCUCUUUGUCUUCAACAGGAUCUUCUAGCCCUAGAUCCAGUGUUGGCUCAUCAGUCCAAGAAACUUCUUCCAGUCUUCAGUCCCAUUCACGUGCACUCCUUCCUCCAGACAGUCCCCAGUCAUCCCGUCGUGGUGUAGAACCAUCCAGCAUGCGUGAACUUCCUCCUCUCAGCCCGUCCACAGCACGCAGAGGUGUCCUUGGGGUACCAGUUCUCCCUGGAGCUCUGCCCGGCGUUCCUUCGACCUCUCGUGGCCGGACUGUACCAGAGAGUCCUCGUCUUCAACGAAGAGCCACAGCUGAGGAAGAAGUAGGAAAUACGAAACUGAAGGACCAGCAGAAGGGGGGUCUAACCCCAGCUCUUGGCUCUCAGGCUGGUGUCUCUCCCCUCACUAGUCCCCGUAACCAGAGAAAGAACUCCAGGGAGCCUCGGCAGGUUCAGCCGCGCACACGGGAACGUAAGAACAGCAUUUCAGAGGUCAGCGACAAAGAGGAAGACCUUCUGGAGUACCAUCGUUGGCAAAGAGAAGAAAGGAUGCGUGAGCAGGAAAUGGAGAGGCUGGAGAGACAGAGACUUGAGACCAUCCUGAAUUUGUGUGCCGAGUAUAAUAAGAGUGACCCUCCGGUGGGCAUGGACACAGGGAGGGCGUGUCAAUUUCCAGGGAUGGAGGAGGUCUCUGUUCGGCGACCCGGCCCUGACCCUGCAAGUGGGUUAGCCCAGAGCUCUCACAGACAGAGAGAGAGUGAGGAGGAGAACCUGAAAGAGGAGUGUAGCAGCACUGAGAGCCAGCACCAGGAGCAUGAAGAUUCUUCAGUGCUUGGGCAGCAGGAGAGAGCUUAUCUGGAGGAAGAGCAGCUCAGGGUUAUGGCUCGAGUGGACGAGCUGAAGACUCGUGUCAAUGACAUGGAACAGCAGAUACAGGAGUCUAGACAAGAGGCAGAGAUGGAGAGGGCAUUACUGCAGGGGGAACGGAGGGCGGAGCUUGAUCAAGUGGAGGCAGAGCUGGAGAUCAUCAAUCAACUUCAGCUGAAACUGAAUGAAGUGGAAAAUUCAACUCAGAGGGAGAAAGAGAAGGAGAGAGCAAAAGUCUCAGCUGAGCGGGAUGUCCUGGCCAGGCUGAGGGAUUCGUACAGUGAGCUGAAGGGCCAGCUUCAUAAUUGCCCCGAAUCACUGAGGGAGCACUUACAGGAACAGCUGACCAGGAAGGUGGAGGCACUGGAGUCAGCCACUAAGCGCUUUGAGGAUUUGGAGUUCCGCCAGUUGGAGCGAGAGAGUGGCAUAGAAGAGGAGAAGGAGACGGUCAGUAGGCAGCUGUUGCAAGAGAAGGCAGAGUAUUUCCGGAGUGUGGUCAAAAGGAAGGAGAAAAUGGCAGCUCUGGAGAUCCAGGCUAAUCAACUUGGAAUUCAGUCAGCGCAGGAUUGUGAAAGGAUGGCCAAAGAUAGAACCAUGGCCCUACAGAUGCUUCAGAAGGAAAAGGAGAGACUGUCUGCCCUGGAGAAGAGGUACCAGAGCCUGACCGGUGGAAAGACUUCCUCCAAGCCUGCCAACUCUAAGGAGGAAGUGCUUUACAUCAGUGAACCUGACCUUUUAAAUGAACUCCCAACCCAAAAUUCUCUGCUCCCCUCAUCAUGUUGUCAAAGAUCUACCCCUCAGAUAUAUUCUAACAGGCCACAGGAGGAGUACCUCAGACUCUCUGAUGUAUAUAAGAUGUAUGGGAACGGAUGUAUCCCCGCCCAGACUGCCUUCUCUAAUGCUCUUUGUCUACCGCUGGCUGUAACAUCAGACACACCUCGUGAGGAGUAUGUGACAGUCAGUCAGUUAAACCAGCUGUUCGGGAUGCCCAAAGUUGACCCCUCCCCCACAUCUCCAGUCCAAUCAUUCCAAGCUAUUGUCGCUGACCCUGUCCACUCCAGCCACACAUCCCAGUGUGGCUCCUCCCAGUCACUUCCUGUUGAGACCCAGCCUGCAUGGACUAGGCCCUCAAUCCCCAGGCUAGAUUCAGAGCGCUGGUACCAGGAGAUUAUGGCAGCAGGGGAGCCCAGUCAUGCCUGUCCUCCCCCUCUGCCAGCUAAGUGUAUCUCCUCACGUAAACCUAUGCAGAUCUAUAAGCAGGACAGUGAGCUGGGACAGAACAACGGCACCUUUACACCCCCGCCUUCCAAUAUGAGCACAUCAGGAAGAAACACACCCACCAAAAGUCUCCCAGAUCUGUCUCCUGCUUAUUUAGACUUAGACUCCAAGAGACAAUUGGAUCUACAUGGCAGAGGGCUCUAUACUUGUGAUGAUUCCAGAAUCAGGCCUAUGGAUCCUAAACAGAACCACUGGGGGGCACCACAGGACUCUCACUCCCCUUUCCCACCUUCAGGUGCUCCCAUGGUACACCACUCCAUUCUGCACCACCAAGCACCCCCAGCUGGAGAGUCAGCAUAUGACACUCUGAGUUUGGAGAGCUCUGACAGCGUGGAGACCAGCGUAUCUACUGGCAACAACUCCACCUGUUCACCUGAAAGCAGCAAUGGGCUGGCCGGACUGAGGCUGGAGGAGAUGGAGAAGAUGUUGAAGGAGGCCCAGCAGGAGAAAGCCAGACUGGUGGAGAGUCGAGAGAGGGAAGUCCAGGCACGAAAGCAGCUGCUGGAGGCUGAGAGAAGACGGCGAGAGGAGGUGGAGAGGAGGCUCCAGGAUGAGACUGCACACAGACAGAGACUUGUGGAGGAAGAGGUCAAGCUGAGAGAGAAACAAUGUUCUCAGGCUCGGCCAAUGACGCGCUACCUGCCUAUUCGAAAAGAGGAGUUUGACCUGCGUUCUCAUGUGGAGUCAUCAGGCCACUGCGUGGACACAUGUGCAUAUGUCAUUGUUCAAGAGAAAAUGUGCAAGGGCCAUCUUGUGAAGAUGGGAGGCAAGAUCAAAUCUUGGAAAAAACGCUGGUUUGUCUUUGAUCGACUUAAAAGGACCUUCUCUUAUUACGUAGAUAAACAUGAGACCAAACUAAAGGGUGUCAUCUACUUCCAAGCUAUAGAAGAGGUGUAUUACGAUCACCUGCGCAGCGCAACUAAGAGUCCGAAUCCUUCGCUAACCUUUUGUGUGAAGACUCAUGAUCGACUUUAUUUCAUGGUGGCACCGUCCCCAGAGGCCAUGCGCAUUUGGAUGGACGUCAUAGUAACGGGUGCCGAGGGCUACACGCAGUUUAUGACCUGAGGGAGAGCGGAUGCAACUCUGCCUGCAGUGAUGUGAGAGCAGGCAGGACUCAUUUAACAGGACGUGUAACAUAUGCAAUAUAAUGUUUAAAAACUUCAGCCAGCACUGACAUUGUGACAAGAGAAAAACUGGAAAGCAGGCUGGCCUGAUGACGACGUAUUAUUGUGCAACUGAUGGUCAGAUUUUAUGUUACUAAAAACAGAAACUGAAAAUAUACAUAUAUAUAUAGAUGCAAAGAGUGGAAGCAAAGAAUGUUUUUCUCUGUGUAUUGUUGUAAUAUAGAGAAAGGAGACAGUUACAGAGCUUGCAGUAUUUUAUGGCAUUUCAAAUCAAUCAUAUUGCAUUUUUUUUUAAUCUACAGUUUUAUGGAGCCCAAUAUUCAGGUGUAUAUACAUCAAUGUAUUAACUUUUUACUUUUAGUUAUUUAGGUGCAGUUACAUACAAUUAGAUUAAAUGUAAUAGUACAUGAUAGCAGUCAUAAUCUCUUUUAGGUAGAAAAUCAGCAUUCACAUUUUAAAUAGCUAUGAAAUACAUUUUACUGCAUUUCAGGUGCUGUAUGUGUCAGAUAUGUAUAAUGUUCUUUGCUGCAAAGUUUAUAAAAAAAAUGGUUCAGGUGCUCAGAUAUGUAACUGAAAACUGUAGCCCUGCUACCUGAUUUGUACAUUAAUCAUACAAGAUAAUUUGGUGGGGGACCAUUGCAGUAAAUAUUUUUGGUUUCAAGACCUUUGUACCGACAGGUUUUGCCUUGCCAAAGCUUUACCCAUGUUGAUAUAUGUACUCUGACUUGCACAUCUUUUAUUUCAGGUAUUUAAAAAAAUGUGUGGAUGCGCCACUAUGAUUUAUAAUCCGAUAUUGUGCUGUUCAGAUUAUUGAUAUCAUCUUUAAUGAGAAAAACAGUGUGAACUUUUGAUAAUUCAGUGUUACAACACUAAAAAUGUAUUUCUAAAUAUUAACUUUUUUUAAACAAGUAGCAUAUACUCUUAAGCAAAUAAAAAGUCUAACGAAGUAUAACGUUUUCUUGUGCUCAUAUAGGGCAGAGAUGAGCUAGUUGUCACCUUUUACUCUAAUGAAUAUUUCUCAGUCUUGGUUUAUUUUUAAAAGUCAAUUUCUGCAAAGAGACAAAUGCCAAUGUCUUGACUGCAAAAUAUGUGGUCAUUUCCACCGUUAUUGCUCUGGUAAAAAAAAAAAA
Molecule: messenger RNA, 5185 nt
Organism: Carassius auratus (goldfish)
Lineage: Eukaryota; Metazoa; Chordata; Actinopteri; Cypriniformes; Cyprinidae
Product: pleckstrin homology-like domain family B member 1
Exons: 22
Coding region: 79-3996 (1305 amino acids)
Biological process (GO): regulation of microtubule cytoskeleton organization
Cellular component (GO): basal cortex
Source: RefSeq, a predicted model, not a curated record